Molecule: messenger RNA, 924 nt
Organism: Penicillium nucicola
Lineage: Eukaryota; Fungi; Ascomycota; Eurotiomycetes; Eurotiales; Aspergillaceae
Exons: 2
Coding region: 1-924 (307 amino acids)
Cellular component (GO): COP9 signalosome
Source: RefSeq, a predicted model, not a curated record
AUGGACCAAGUUCAUGCACGAGCCCUGGAGGCUCUGCAGCCGUUCAUCGUGCUAGCCAACUCAAGCAGCGCAAGCUCGCCCCGCUUCAUCGCGAAUAUCAUCACAAAUGCCACCUCAAGUCCACAAACCUAUGUCUUCGCCGAGCUCCUCGAGCUGCCAACAGUCCAGGCAUUGCGGUCACCAGACACGCCAGUCGAGUUCCAAGGUCAUCUGAAGCUACUAGAGAUAUUCGCAUGGGGCACAUUACAGGAUUACCAAGCAACCCCCAACCUCCCAGAAUUGAACCCAGAACAAACAACCAAACUCCGCCUCCUCUCCCUCCUCUCCCUCUCAACAACAAUAAAACCACUGACCUACACCUCCCUGAAAACCGCAUUAUCAAGCCCAUCAACAGCAGACCUCGAAUCCCUGAUAACAGCCGCAAUCUACGCCUCUCUGAUAACAGCCCGCCUCUCCCCCGCCAGUAACCCCCCCUCGGUAAACAUAACAGCCGUCUCGCCCCUACGCGAUGUGCAACCAACCUCCCUCCCCAAAAUGAUCUCCACCCUCACAGAAUGGGAGUCUCGCUGCGGAGGCGUGGUGACAGACCUAGAGGCGGAGAUCGCCCGCAUCAAGAGCGAUGCUGUCAAGCGCGCAAACCAGAAACACACUUACGGGCAGCGGUUUGAGAAGGCCGUCGAACGGCGCCAGAAUGGGGCUUCUGGGGAAGGUGGUGGUGCUGGGGGUAGUUCUGGGCGGAGAGGGAAUCGGGCGCGGUUCGGGGCGGGCCUUGGUGGGAGCAAGAGGGAUGCUGGUGACAUUGAUCAGGAUGAUGGGUUCUUUGAGACGGGUGAGGGGGACGGCUCGCGCAUGGAUAUUGAUGAGGGGGCUGGCAGUCGUUCUGGGAAUAGUCGGUCGAAGAGGGUGCUUGGGCGGAAGACUUGA